Monoraphidium neglectum is the source of this 1329-nucleotide messenger RNA. RefSeq lists its product as hypothetical. The record is from RefSeq and is a predicted model, not a curated record. Lineage: Eukaryota; Viridiplantae; Chlorophyta; Chlorophyceae; Sphaeropleales; Selenastraceae. Bases 1 to 1329 code for a protein of 442 amino acids. The transcript has a single exon.
AUGGCCGCGUGGUCGCUGACGAGGAUCGCGGCCGCGGGCAUCGGCCUGCAGGCGGCGCUGUUGCGCGGCCUCGGCGGCGCCGCCCUGGGCGCCGGCGGCGCCGCGGCGGCCGCCGCGGGGCCGGUGCUGUCGGCCGGCGCGCGGGCGGUCGCGGCGCCGAUGGGCGCCGUCGGGCGCGAUCUGCGAAACAUGGUGCUUGGGCUCCCGCCUGGAAACCAUCAAUCAGAAACCGAGGGCGGAGACGCGCCCCCAAAGACACGCUGGGUGGCGCCAGAUUUUGAGGCAGACGAGUGGGCGCAGGGCCCGGAUGGCAGCUACGCGUUUGCCGCCGCCGCCGCCGGCUUUGGCGGCGCCCGGCCUGUCGAGUUUCUGGCGGCGGCGUCGCUGGAUCUGGUGCGGCGCCUGCGCGCGUGCCUUGACCAGUCCGCAGACCGCGUCGAGUCGCUGCGCCGCUGCAAGCCGCGCGAGGCAGGCGGCGCCACCGCCCGCAGCGGCGGCGGCGACGGCCGCGGUGCGCAGGGGGCGCGCGGCGCGGGCGUGGACGCCGCGGCGGGUGGAAACGUUCCGCCGGCCGUGGUGGUGCGGGCAGAGGCGGCGGAAGUCGAAGAGGUGGUGGAUCUCUUAGAGGGAGAUCUGCGGGAGGCGCUGCAGCUGCUGGACGCGCUUUCGGGCGCCGUCGACGGCAUCCAGCGCGGCGGCGGCGCCGCUUGGGGCGCGGGCGGCGCCGCCGGCGGCGGCGGGGGCUGGUCCUGUGGGGUGGCGAGUGGCGGCGGCGGCGGCGACGCGGGGGUGCCGUGGUGGGAGCGGUGGCUCGCGGCGCUGGUGCGCGUCGGCGCGGUGGUUUGGGCGUCGCUGGUGCUGCUGGUGCCGACUGCCUCCUUUGUGCGGGAACUGGUGCUCCAGCCGAGGGAGGCGGUUGCCGCGGCCGCGGCGGCGGCAAAGGCCGCGACCGAAACGGCCGCACAGGUGGUGGUUGGCGUCAAUCCAGGCGGCGCCGGGGGCCAGCAGGAGGAGCCCCCCUGCGCGGCGGUGCGCGAGGGGCUCGGCGAGGAAGACGAGCGGGCGCUGCUGCGCGCGGCGGGCGGCCUGGGGGGCGGCGUUUUGCUGCUGCUGCUGGCGAGCAAGGUCUUUGGGCGCGGCGGGGGCGGCGGCGGUUACGGCGGUUACGGCGGCCGCGACAGGAGGCGCGGCCGCAGGCGCGGUUGGGGGCGGCGCAAGGGACCGGUGGGGAUUGCGCCGGAUGUGCGGGGCGACUACGUCCACCACUACGGUGAUUUGAUAGUGGGGCCCGCGGGGGUGGUGGGCGCCAGCGCGCAUGGCGCGAGGUGA